AUGUCACAGCUGAGCAUUGUGAUUGGCAAAGAUAGAAUUCAAGGAAAAUUGGUUGCAACGAAUAAAUGGGAAUUCUGGUUCGGUUCAAAGAAAUUUACUAUCGAUUCUUCGAAUACAACAGACGAUGCUGUUGAAGUGCUUUUGAUGAAGUCGACGAUUCUAAAAGGAAAGGAACUUCAUCCUAAUAUAUGGACAGUUGAAUAUUCAUUUUACGGAUCUUCAGCAUGGGGUUCUGUUUCUAUCUGUAAUGUGUUAUCUCUAAAUGCUAUGAAAACAAUAUCAGUUGAUUUUCGAACGCUUUAA
Adineta steineri is the source of this 303-nucleotide messenger RNA. The record is from the annotation of a GenBank genome assembly. NCBI's taxonomy places the organism in Eukaryota, Metazoa, Rotifera, Eurotatoria, Adinetida, Adinetidae.